AAGGAGGGAAUUCAGUCUAGGAUCCUCACACCAGCUACUUGCAAGGGAGAAGGAAAAGGCCAGUGAGGCCUGGGCCAGGAGAGUCCCGACAGGAGUGUCAGGUUUCAAUCUCAGCACUAGCCACUCAGAGCAGGGCGUGAUGUUGGGGGCCCGCCUCAGGCUCUGGGUCUGUGCCUUGUGCAGCGUCUGCAGCAUGAGCGUCAUCAGAGCCUAUCCCAAUGCCUCCCCACUGCUCGGCUCCAGCUGGGGUGGCCUGAUCCACCUGUACACAGCCACAGCCAGGAACAGCUACCACCUGCAGAUCCACAAGAAUGGCCACGUGGAUGGCACACCCCACCAGACCAUCUACAGUGCCCUGAUGAUCAGAUCAGAGGAUGCUGGCUUUGUGGUGAUUACAGGUGUGAUGAGCAGAAGAUACCUCUGCAUGGAUUUCAGAGGCAACAUUUUUGGAUCACACUAUUUCAACCCGGAGAACUGCAGGUUCCGACACCGGACGCUGGAAAACGGCUACGACGUCUACCACUCUCCUCAGCAUCACUUCUUGGUCAGUCUGGGCCGGGUGAAGACGGCCUUCCUGCCAGGCAUGAACCCACCCCCCUACUCCCAGUUCCUGUCCCGGAGGAACGAGAUCCCCCUCAUUCACUUCAACACCCCCAGACCACGGCGGCACACCCGGAGCGCCGAGGACGACUCGGAGCGGGACCCCCUGAACGUGCUGAAGCCCCGGGCCCGGAUGACCCCGGCCCCGGCCUCCUGCUCACAGGAGCUCCCGAGCGCCGAGGACAACAGCCCGGUGGCCAGCGACCCGUUAGGGGUGGUCAGGGGCGGUCGGGUGAACACGCACGCUGGGGGAACGGGCCCGGAAGGCUGCCGCUCCUUCCCCAAGUUCAUCUAGGGUCGUUGGAAGGGCACCCUCUUUAACCCAUCCCUCAGCAUAGCAGCUCUUCCCAAGGACCGGCUCCCUUGACGUUCCCAGGAUGGGAAAGGUGACAGGGGCAAUGUAUGGAAUUUGCUGCUUCUCUGGGGUCCCUUCCACAGCAGGUCCUGUGAGAAGCAACCUUGGAGGCCCAAGUCAUGGGGUUUCACCACCUUCCUCACUCCAUAGAACACCUUUCCGAAUAGGAAACCCCAACAGGUAAACUAGAAAUUUCCCCUUCAUGAAGGUAGAGAGAAGGGGUCUCUCCCAACAUAUUUCUCUUCCCUGUGCCUCUCUUCUUUACCACCUUUAAGCAAAAAGAAAAGCAGUGGGUUCCUGAGCUCAGGACUUGGAAGGUGUGGGAGAAGAGGCGAGCCAGAGAUCCCAGAAGCUUCCCCACUGCCCUGUGCAUUUAUGUUACAUGCCCCAAUCCCACUGGCAUUUGAGUGUGCAAGCCUUAACAGCCGAAUGGGGCAAGUUGAUGAAAACACUACUUUCAAGCCUUCGUUCUUCCUGGAGCAUCUCUGGGGAAGAACUGUCAAAAGACCGGUGGUAGGCUGGUGAAAACUGGACAACUAGACUUGAUGCUUGCUGGACUGAGACAGGAAUCAUAAUAGAAAACAGCCUCUCUACAGGGUGAGCACCCCGUGUCUCACUGUCUCCCUCUCUGCAGCCACAGCCAGAGGGCCCAGAAUGGCCCCGCUCUGUUCCCAAGUGGCUCAUGAUACAGCCUCACCUUUUGGCCCCAUCUCUGGUUUUUGAAAAUGUGGUCUAAGGAAUAGCUUUUAUAUUGGCUCACGAAAAUCUACCCUGCUAGGAUUUGCUUUUCAAAAUGGAAAUAAAUUCCAACUCUCCUAAGAGGCAUUUAAUUCAGGCUCUACUUCCAGGUUGAGUAGGAAUCCAUUCUGAACAAACUACAAAAAUGUGACUGAGAAGGGGGCCUUGAGAGACUGGGGCCGCUCUGGGUUAGGUUUUCUGUGGACUGAAAAACCGUGUACUUUCCUCUAAAUGAAGUGUUAUCAAGGACUCAGGGGGAAAGAAAUCCAGUAAUCAGGGGGUAUGUUAUAGAAGUUAUGAAAAAGCAACCACAUGGUCAGGUUCUUGACUGUGGUCUCUAGGGCUCUGCAGCAGCAGUGGCUCUUGGAUUAGUUAAAACACUCCUAGGCUGACACAUCUGGGUCUCAACCCCCUUCGAAAUUCUUGGUGCCUUAGAUGAAGUCGGCUUUCAGUCCCAGGAGCACCAGUGCUAUCUGGAGGAAACAAAGCUUCCCAGAGCAAGCAGUAGAGGCGCAGAGGAGCACCAGGCAGGCGGGCCUGACGGUCAGCUCUCAGCCCAGCCUUACCCCAUUACUGCGGCUCUUCCUGUAAGAGGACUCCAUUUUCCUACCUCUCUUUAAAAGACCACCUAAAGGACAGAAUAUUAACAAGCAAAGUCAAUUCAACAACAGCUUCUUCCCAGUCACCUUUUUUUUUUCUCAUUGCCAUCACGUACUAACCUUAUACUUCUAUUCUUUCUAGUUAUCAGAGAAACAUUGGGCAACUGUUUUUACCUGAUGGUUUUAAGCUGAACUUGAAGGAUUGGUUCCUAUUCUGAAACAGUAAAACUAUGUAUAAUAGUAUAUAGUCAUGCAUGGCAAAUAUUUUAAUAUUUCUGUUUUCAUUUCCUGUUGGAAAUAUUAUCCUGCAUAAUAGCUAUUGGAGGCUCCCCAGUGAAAGAUCCCAAAAGGAUUUUGGUGGAAAACUGGUUGUAAUCUCACAAACUUAACACUCCCAUCAGGGGCUUUCUUUAUGGCAAAGCCAUAAUAGUUCCUACAAUUUCUUAUAUCCCUCAUCAUGUGGCAAUAUUUAUUUAUUUAUUUGGAAGUUUGCCUAUCCUUCUAUAUUUAUAGAUAUUUAUAAAAAUGUA
Messenger RNA from Rhinopithecus roxellana (golden snub-nosed monkey), 2822 nucleotides. RefSeq names its product fibroblast growth factor 23 (gene FGF23). The record is from RefSeq and is a predicted model, not a curated record. Gene Ontology annotation, cellular component: cytoplasm. Gene Ontology annotation, biological process: positive regulation of cell population proliferation; cell differentiation; fibroblast growth factor receptor signaling pathway. The transcript has 3 exons. NCBI's taxonomy places the organism in Eukaryota, Metazoa, Chordata, Mammalia, Primates, Cercopithecidae. Bases 140 to 895 code for a protein of 251 amino acids. Gene Ontology annotation, molecular function: growth factor activity; type 1 fibroblast growth factor receptor binding.